GGCACCUUGAAUUGACUGGGUUAAACCUUUCGAACUUCCUCUUUUAGCUAACAUGGCUCCGAAGAAGAAGCCAUCAGAGGGGUCAAAGGUCAAGAAGGAUGCCCCCAAGGCUGACCAGCCGAAGGAAAAGGCACUAAAGGCCAAGAAGGCCGUUUUGAAGGGUGGUCGAGAUAAGAGGAAUAAGAAGAUCAGAACCACAGUGCAGUUCAGGAGGCCUAAGACCCUGAAGUUGCCCAGGGCUCCCAAGUACCCCAGGAAAAGCACACCAAGAAGGAACAGACUAGACCAGUACAAGAUCCUCAAGUACCCCCUGACCACUGAGUCUGCAAUGAAGAAGAUUGAAGAUAACAACACACUUGUUUUUAUUGUGGAUAAGAAGGCCAACAAACCACAAAUCAAGAUUGCAGUCAAAAAAUUGUAUGACAUUGAUGUGUCUAAAGUAAAUUCAUUGAUCAGGCCUGAUGGGGAAAAGAAGGCAUACGUAAGGCUGGCCCCAGAUUAUGAUGCAUUGGAUGUAGCAAACAAGAUUGGUAUAAUCUAAGAAGUCAUCCUUUUCAUUGAGAAUUCUGUUCAUAAAAAACUUUACAAAUAAAAAUGUCAUAUUUACAUGAAGUGAAAAAA
Molecule: messenger RNA, 621 nt
Organism: Lingula anatina
Lineage: Eukaryota; Metazoa; Brachiopoda; Lingulata; Lingulida; Lingulidae
Product: large ribosomal subunit protein uL23
Biological process (GO): translation
Cellular component (GO): ribosome
Molecular function (GO): rRNA binding; structural constituent of ribosome
Source: RefSeq, a predicted model, not a curated record